CCGUAACAACGCUGUCAAAAUGGCGUUGAUCGAAAGGAAAGAGUAGCCUAUGAGGAAAGGCUAUUCAUAUGGGUUUUAUUUUAAUCUUGUCAGACCGUAAUGUCGUUAAAGUGACAUGCACAUAUUUUUUUAACAGGAAGAUAUGCUUCUUUUUUUCAGAGUUUGGGGUGGACUGCGGCUUUCCGUUUGAGUCCCACUGUUAAAGGGUACAGUGCGGCUGUACAAGUGUUGGGGAAUUGUUUAGCUCGUUGGCAGUGUACGGUCUUUUCAAAAUGGAUUUGAAUUAUAGGCUAGUCUUGUGGCUUUUUCUAGUUGCUUAUGUGGUGCAGUGCGGCCAGGGUGAGAAGCCCCCCGGUACUCAGCCCGAAGACGUGGAGGAAGAGGCCGGUUCUUCAGAGUUCUGUCGUAUUGAUGCACCUCUUUGCCAUGAUGAGGAUGAGCUACUGAGUUUUGAGGCUGUUCGUAGUAUCCAUAAACAGAUGGAUGAUGAUGCAAAUGGGAAUGUUGAUGUAGAAGAAAGCGACGAGUUUUUGAGGGAAGACCUAAAUUAUCAUGACCCAACUGCGAAACACACUACAUUCCAUGGAGGUGACAAGCUAAUCAGUGUGGAGGACCUGUGGAAGUCCUGGAAAGUUUCAGAAGUCUAUAACUGGACAGUGGAAGAAGUGGUCCAGUGGCUUACUAACUAUGUGGAGUUACCACAGUAUGAAGAGGCCUUCAGAAAACUACAGCUUAGUGGACAUGCCAUGCCCAGAUUGGCAGUGAACAAUGCCACAUUAACUGGAACAGUGUUAAAAAUUACCGAUCGCAGUCAACGGCAGAAGUUACAGCUGAAAGCUCUUGAUACUGUACUUUUUGGACCCCCACUAUUGACACGCCACAACCACCUGAAGGAUUUCAUGCUGGUAGUGUCCAUUGUGAUUGGCGUGGGUGGCUGCUGGUUUGCCUAUAUCCAAAAUCGAUAUUCUAAGGAACACAUGAAGAAGAUGAUGGCAGAUCUAGAGGGACUUCAGAGAGCUGAGCAGAGCCUCCAUGACUUACAAGAGAGGUUGCAGAAAGCCCAGGAAGAACAUCGCACAGUGGAGGUAGAGAAGGUGACACUGGAACAGAAGUUGCGAGAUGAAAUUAACACGGCUAAACAGGAAGCACAGAGACUCCGAGAACUGAGAGAAGGAACUGAGAAUGAAUUAAGUAGACAGAAGUAUGCAGAGGCAGAGCUUGAACAAGUCCGAAUGGCGCUGAGGAAAGCAGAAAAGGAGCUAGAGUCGCACAGCAACUGGUCAGCACCAGACGCACUACAGAAAUGGUUGCAGCUGACUCAUGAGGUAGAAGUACAGUAUUAUAAUGUCAAGAAACAGAAUGCAGAAAAACAACUUAUUAUUGCCAAGGAAGGGGCUGAAAAAAUCAAGAAAAAGAGAAGCACGUUGUUCGGAACUUUCCAUGUUGCUCACAGCUCAUCACUGGAUGAUGUUGAUUCCAAAAUACUAACAGCAAAGCAGGCCUUGAGUGAGGUGACAGCUGCAUUACGAGAGCGCCUGCAUCGCUGGCAGCAGAUAGAAAUGCUGUGUGGAUUUCACAUCGUUAACAACCCUGGGAUUCAUAACUUGGUAACAACACUCAAUAUAGACUCUAGUUGGCUGGGAACAUCACGUUCUUGUCCAGCACACUUUAUCGUGUCAGAGGAUAUGGAUGAUUUGGAUGAAGACAUGAUGUCACCAGCCGCACUACAAUAUGCAGCCUGGUUGAUGGGAAACAAGUCCAGUGAUCGUCCACCUCUCAGCUUGGAGGAUAAUACCCUGUGGACACAACCUGCUCCCACUUUGCCAGGCUCAGUUCGCCAGCGCCACGUGGACCUCCAGCACGUCAGCUCACAGAGGUUGGUAGAGGGUUAUAUUGCAGGACAGAAUGAACCUGCCCAUUAUCUGAGCAGCAGGAUGUCCAUGAGGCAAAUGAGAAGUCUCUCUGUUGGGCAGUCCUUUUGUCAGGAUGUUCUUGGAUCCACCCCUCUCUGUUCAUCUUCCCCUCCUUCUGCUUCUCAUACGAUCUAUUACCAUCAUUCUGCUUUCUUCUCUCAGCUACAACCUAUUCCUGACUUACCUCCUCCAGAUGUUACUUCCGGAACUCACUCUGAUUCAGAAGAUUAUGGGGACCUGAACCAUUCUGAUUCAGAUUCUUCCAUCUCCCAGCUGAGUGAAUUAUCACGUGGCCCAAGCUCUUUGGGCUCCAUGCCCAAACUUCUGCUCGCAAAGCCUUCUUUAUUACAUUUGACUGCCGAAGAAUCAAUCAUAAAACAAGCAGCAUACUCACCCACACCUAAUGGAGGCAGCAAGCUCACUGAAGCUGUUGCUCAGGAUUCUAGGUCAGAGUGUACCCAAGACAGUCCACUACUUAUGAAGAAAAUCCCUAAUCGUGGCAUGGAGAAGUCAGCCAGCCUUGGGGAAAUAAAUAGUGCUGUAACAGUAUUAACUCAGUCUGAAUCUUCAAGAUCCUUAAGCCCAACAAUCUGUGAACCUGAUACCCCAUCUCCAACAUCUGAUUUAAAAGGUAGCAGCUCAAAGAUUAGCCGUAUUCCACAUUUGCCUCAAAAAAAGUAUGCUGCAGAAGAUGACAACAGUUCUAUUGGGGAUGAUAUGGACUCUGCCCUUGGCAAGAAAAAACACCCCUUUAAAAUCUUCAAGAAACAGAAGAAGUAAAUCAGCUGUUCAGCAGUUUUGGCUAGGUGUAAAUUAACAAGUUUUUUUUCAGGGAGGGAAGGGUUUGGGGAAUCUUGCAAUAGCUUUAAGAAGAAAAGUAAAACUUUAUUUGCAAAUCUGUUUGGAAGAUGGAACUAAUCAUUUAUGGCGGGUACAGACAAGUUGUUUCUGAUGAACAUCUCUGGAUUUUUACCCAUGUGGUUAAUCCAUUUAUGUCCAAGAAGAAAGAGCUGUUUAUCCUUAUUUAUUUACAGACAGCUGACUAUCUUCCUGCAUCUUCAGUGGGACUUUCCACUCCACUCAGCAUGCCUUAGAUUUAUUCUUCUGUACCAAUACAAGUGGAAAAAAUGAAGAUGUAUUUGCUCCUUUUUAUCAUUGAUGCAUCUAUGUAAGCAAGAAUAAAAAAGCAAGUAAAACAAAGAAAAACAUCUCUAUAUAUUUAGAUUGCUUCCAAGAAGCCAGAGCUCACUGUAACUUCAGGGCAGCAUCAUUAGGAUGAAUGGAAGAGAAAAAUGGCUUUCGUUAACCUUCUGUUUUUGUUGCAGUGAGCUGUACAUGGAAUAAAGAUGUCAGUCAUAACAGCAUUUAUUUUUAAACUCUUAACUGUACCUGACCUGAAUGCCAGGUAUAAUGAUGGUGGGAUGGAACAUUAUUUUGGUCUGGAUUUAAACAAAAUAUUCACAAACUGAGGUUAUCACAUUUUCUGUUUAGGCUAGCACCUGUUGUUAAUUUACAUCAUGUUUUGGUUCAGUUUACUAUUUUCAAGCUUAUGUGUUGUCCCAGUUUGCGGUGUAUUUUGCAUCAUGACUCAGUCCUGGCAUUAUUUUUAUGACAGUUGACCUUCAGCUGAUUAUGUUUUACUCCUUUAAGCUUAGACCCAAAGCUUCAUCUGCAGAAAUAAUUUGGCAUUUUAGGAAAAAAAUGUAGGGAAGUAUUUCUAAACCAAGUCAUUAUAAAUUUAUUGUUUCAUGUCUAAAGAUUUUUUCAUCAUUAAUGUCAAGUUUAACCAGUUGUCAUUUUCUAGUUGUCACCUUUGAGUGUGUUUCUGGAGAAGAGGAGUAUUUAAGUGGCAACAUUUUGUUUGAAACAACAAGCAGCUUUUUAAACCACUUUGCUUACAGGACACUGUGUUCUGCAAAAUUAAGGUGUGUAGGUAUUCCUGAUUUGUAAUUGUUUACUUUAUGCAGUCCAGUAUAAACCAGAAAGCUUUCGAGCAAGAUGGUUGAACUCAGAAUUGGCACAUCUGUCCAGCAUUCUCCAAAACCAUUAAAUAAUGCAUGCACAUAAUAAGCCAAUGCAGGCGUUAUUAACGCAACAGUUGAUCAUUGACCACUAGAUCAGUUGUUCACUGUAGUAGAGAGUUUAGACUUCUGUUGUAGCUUCAGCCUUCGGAAGUGGUGCUGGAAAGAAAGCCCAAAAUAGAGAGUCUUUUUGAAACUGGCUCUCAGUGAUAAAUUUUAAGUUUGUUGUAUAUUGUUUCUCAUUCCAUUAAGCAAGUUAUCAUUUCCUGGUUGUCAGUUUUAAUUUCUGCCAGAAACAUUUCCUUUGUUGCAGCAUUUAUUGUUUUUAAAUUGUUUAAAGUAGUGCAAAAUAAACAUCUUUAAAAACCAA
Messenger RNA from Protopterus annectens (West African lungfish), 4304 nucleotides. It is a transcript of the gene STIM1, whose product is annotated as stromal interaction molecule 1. Lineage: Eukaryota; Metazoa; Chordata; Ceratodontiformes; Protopteridae. The coding region runs from base 273 to 2693 and encodes 806 amino acids. Gene Ontology annotation, cellular component: endoplasmic reticulum; plasma membrane. Gene Ontology annotation, molecular function: calcium channel regulator activity; calcium ion binding; protein binding. Gene Ontology annotation, biological process: intracellular calcium ion homeostasis; store-operated calcium entry; activation of store-operated calcium channel activity. The record is from RefSeq and is a predicted model, not a curated record. The transcript is spliced from 13 exons.